Messenger RNA from Numida meleagris (helmeted guineafowl), 7922 nucleotides. It is a transcript of the gene PCNX2, whose product is annotated as pecanex homolog 2. The transcript has 34 exons. Gene Ontology annotation, cellular component: membrane. The record is from RefSeq and is a predicted model, not a curated record. The coding region runs from base 57 to 6410 and encodes 2117 amino acids. NCBI's taxonomy places the organism in Eukaryota, Metazoa, Chordata, Aves, Galliformes, Numididae.
GGCGCCCGGCAUGGCGGCGGCGGCGGCGGGCGGCUGAGGGGCGGCGAGGGGCGGCCAUGGUGUCGCCGGCGGCGCGGCUGGUGGGGCAGGGCGUGUGGGCGGCGCUGACCGGCGGCUGGUACCACGACCCGGAGCAGGGCGCCUUCACCAACAGCUGCCACCUCUAUCUGUGGCUCUUCCUGCUGACGCUGCCGCUCGCCAUGCACCUGGCUUGUCCAGCAAAUACAGUUACGGCUUUUGCAUAUUGCAGCUUAGUGACAGUGUUCUUCACAGCAAUUAAGGUGAUCAGUUACCGUCUGCACCUUAUGUUUGAUAAAGGCGAAGCAAUUCAACAACAGGUCCCAAGAAAAAAUGGAAGGCAGUGUAAAGAUGCAGAGGCCCUGAAAGAAAACACAGUUCUUCAGCCCUCAAAUCAUAGCAAUAAUUUUGGGGAUAAUGGUGUAAUUGGUGAGACCAACCAAAAUGGCUCUACCCUGACAAUACACGACAGUUUGAGGCUAGAAGGUCUCCGCUCACAGAGCUCAUCUGGGGCAACGGACCUGCCAACACGGGAAACUAUUGAAGAUCUCAAAGGGGUUACAGUAUUAGAAGACCAGGCUGUACCACCAGUUUCAUCUACCUCACCUGGUAUCAAAGCGGAUGUAUUACCAGUUUCCUCAGCCUCUGCUUCAGGUUCUACAACAUCAGCAAUAGUGACAAAACCAUCUGCUGUGGGAACACUUUCUGGAGCUGGAAUAAAUCAAAGCAGAGAGAAUGAACAACGUGGAUCGCAAGCUAUUCUCAUGGACAAAGAUGUAGCUAAAAAUUUAUCUAAUAUUUCUUCAUCCCAAGGUGAUAUUUUAAGGACUGGAGUUUCUUUGGAACCAUGGGACAGUGAAAAUUCAGUUAUUUCAGACCAUUUGAGUAAUCCAAGAAGUCACAAAAGAGAGAAAUUGCCAGAUGGCUCACUGCAGGCAAGUUUUACCAGUAACUGCCCACAGUGCAGUGCUUUUGCAACCAAAGAUCCUGAGCUUGUGGAAAGUUCUUGCAGUGCUGAUAGUACCAAUGAAGACCUUGACUGCUCAGAUAGUGAGACUGCUGUUGCAAUUGUUGACAACUCUCUUCCAGGAGACCAACUGUGUGAGCCUAUUAAAAUUGUCAUCACGAUGAGCAGCGCACCAAACAGCACCCUCAGUGACCUUGCGGGCUCUGUCCAUCUGAGGGCCCUGGGUACUGAGAGAACGAGCUCAGCUCUUGAGUCUGGUAUAGUCACAGCAGAUUGGCAAAGUCAGCAGACUAAUGAGCAGCUCAGAAUUCCUGUUAUAACUUUUGAUUUGUCUGAUGACAGCAAAGCUAAUGACUGUCUAGAAGUUACUGAAAGUGAAAGAACUCCAGAAAUGUUGAGGACAGAUCUGUCAUCCAACCACUGCUCUGGCUAUGAAUCUGGUGAUGCAGUAAAGGAACACAGCAAUCCUGUAAAUGCUCCUUUGGAAACUAACACUUGUUCAGAUCCAAAUCAGAAGAAUACUUCUGAAGCUGUCCAAAACAUGGGUUUGAGUUCAAAAGAAGAACUACAGAGCCUAGAUCCUCAAUCUUGUAGAACUGCUCAUGAAAAGAGGCACAUGCGGGUGCUGAGCGUAGACAGUGGGACAGAUGUGCUUUUAAGUAAGAAUUUUGUGGAGGCGUCUGACAAAGAGAAGACUUUACCAACUUCUAAAUCUGAUCUAGAAGCUAAAGAAGGACAGGUGCCCAAUGAGUCUAAUUUUCUAGAGUUUGUCUCCCUCCUGGAAUCCAUUAAUACCUCAAAGAUGAAAGCGUCUAAUCAGUCUACUGUCAAAAUGGAGGCUACGAAAGAAAACGUCCCCACUGGAGAUAGCCAGAUGACAGAGAGAAAAGAAGAAGUGAUGGGAACAGAAAAGCACCGUGAGCAACUUCCUAAGCAGGAAAGAUCAGAUGUACAAAGCCAAGAUCGUGCUAGUACUAGUCCGGUGCUACCAGAGUCUGCCAAAUUUACAGCACUUUACCAGGGCAACAGGCAAAGGCAGAUAAUCUACCGAGUAACUUCUCAGCAGGACAGUUCUGUCUUGCAAGUAAUAAGUGGACCUGAGGCGUCUGUACAAGAUGAGCUGUCCGUGGAUGCAAUGCAUGUGUUCAUAGAUGAAAACGGGGAAAUUAGGUCCUGUUAUUUAAAGGCUGGCUGUCAGAAGGAAGGAAAUUUUCGACAUCAACUAUCAAACUGUGAUUGCAUUUCAAAUGCUCAUGAGAUACAGUUCAGUUCGUCUAGUACCACCACUUCAGAGAGCCAAGAACCAUCUUCUGGGGAUCAAGCAGCAAGUGCUCUUCAGCAGCAGCUCCUCCUAAUGGUGGCACGAAGGACCCUCUCAGAAACCCCACGGCAACCCAGUCAGGACCCUGAAGAUUCUUCACGUUCUUCAGCACAACGGAAAUUGAACAGGCAGUUUUACCGAUUUAUUAUAUUCCCUGGUAAAUGGAUUAAAGUCUGGUAUGAUCGACUGACCUUGUUGGCAUUGCUGGACCGGACAGAGGAUAUAAAGGAGAAUGUACUUUCUAUCCUCCUAGUAGUUCUUGUCUCACUUCUUGGAUUCCUGACUCUGAACCAAGGCUUUUGCAAAGACAUUUGGGUUCUGUUGUUCUGUCUCGUUAUGGCCAGUUGCCAGUAUUCUCUCCUAAAGAGUGUCCAGCCUGAUCCUGCUUCACCAGUACACGGGCACAAUAAAAUCAUAACCUACAGCAGACCUGUAUAUUUUUGUAUAUUAUGUGGCCUUAUUUUGCUGCUAGAUGCCGGAUCUAAAGACACAAAUCCUUCUGUUUAUACAAUGUAUGGCUUGAAGCUUUUUUCACCUAGAUUUCUCCAGUCAGCCAGAGACCAUAUAAUAGUGUUUUUAUAUUGCUUUCCUGCAAUUUCCCUUCUUGGUCUUUUCCCUCAAAUCAACACCUUCUGCAUAUAUCUUUUGGAGCAAAUAGACAUCUUGCUUUUUGGUGGUUCUGCUGCCUCUGGAUUAAUGUCUGCACUCUACAGCAUUUCCCGAAGCUUUGUGGUUCUGACUGUCCUGUACGCAUUUUGCUUCAGUGCAGUGAAGGAACCCUGGGAUGCGCAACACAUUCCAGCACUGUUCUCUGCUUUCUGCGGUCUGCUAGUUGCACUUUCUUAUCACCUCAGCAGACAAAGCAGUGACCCAUCUGUACUGAUGUCCCUUAUUCAAUGCAAAUACGUCCCUCACUUUCUACGUCAACAAUUUGAAGAUUCAUCAGCAGAUCCACUCCCAGAAAAAAUGAGAGAAUCAGUGAAAGAAAUUUUGAAAUCGGAUCUCAUUGUCUGCACAGCGGCAGCUGUUCUGUCAUUUGCUGUCAGUGCCAGCACUGUGUUUCUAUCAUUAAGGCCAUUUCUCAGCAUUGUCCUGUUUGCUUUAGCAUGGACCGUGGGAUUCGUAACACAUUACAUACUUCCUCAGCUUCGCAAGCAUCACCCCUGGCUGUGGAUCUCCCACCCUAUACUUAAGAGCAAAGAACACCAGCAACGGGAAGUGAGAGAUGCUGCUCAUUUGAUGUGGUUUGAAAGACUAUAUGUGUGGCUUCAGUGCUUUGAGAAAUAUGUCUUAUAUCCAGCUAUAAUAUUGAAUGCCCUCACCAUUGAUGCUUUCUCCAUUAGUAAAUACAAGAAGCUUGGUACACACUGUGAUAUUAUUUUGAUAACAGUUGCUGGGAUGAAACUCCUCCGUUCUUCGUUCUGUAAUCCUAUUAAUCAGUUUGUUACUUUGAGCUUUACUGUAAUCUUCUUCCGAUUUGACUACAGAGACAUUUCAGAAAAUUUCCUGCUGGAUUUCUUCAUGAUGUCCAUCGUGUUUCACAAGCUGUGGGACCUACUGCAAAAGUUGCAGUUCAUCAUGACAUACAUCGCUCCCUGGCAGAUUGCCUGGGGGUCAUCGUUCCAUGUUUUUGCUCAGCUCUUUGCAAUACCUCACUCUGCCAUGCUUUUUUUCCAAACUCUGGCCACUUCAGUCUUUUCUACUCCACUGAGUCCAUUUCUUGGUAGUGUCAUCUUUAUUGCAUCAUACGCAAGACCGAUCAAGUUCUGGGAGAAAAACUACAACACCAAGAGGUCGGACCAUUCCAACACAAGACUGGCAAUUCAGAUUGAAAAAGAUGCAGGAAAUGAUGACAAUAAUCUCAACUCCAUUUUUUAUGAACAUUUGACAAGAUCCCUGCAGGAGUCUCUUUGUGGAGAUUUGAUUCUGGGCCGCUGGGGAAAUUACAACACAGGAGACUGUUUUAUUCUAGCAUCGGAUUAUUUAAAUGCCUUUGUACACUUGAUCGAAAUUGGAAAUGGCCUGGUCACUUUUCAACUCAGAGGGCUGGAAUUUCGAGGGACUUACUGCCAGCAGAGAGAAGUGGAGGCUAUAACAGAAGGAGAUGAAGACGAUGAAGGCUGCUGCUGUUGUAAGCCAGGACACUUGCCUCACUUGUUAUCAUGUAAUGCAGCCUUUAACCUCCGAUGGCUGACAUGGGAAAUAACACGAACCCAAUACAUCCUCGAAGGAUAUAGCAUCAUUGAUAACAAUGCUGCAACAAUGCUGCAAGUGUUCGAUCUGCGGAGAAUUCUUAUCAGAUUCUAUAUAAAGAGUAUAAUAUACUUUACAGCGAGCUCUCCCAAAAUUCUGGAAUGGAUAAAAGAUGAGUCCAUCCAAAAGACACUGCAGCCUUAUGCAAAGUGGCAUUAUAUUGAACGUGACCUUGCAAUGUUUAACAUUAACAUAGAUGAAGAUUAUGUUCCCUGUCUCCAAGGAAUAACAAGAGCUAGUUUCUGCAGUGUUUAUCUGGACUGGAUUCAGUACUGUGCCAGGAAAAGGGCAGAGCACUUGGACAGUGAUGAGGAUUCUCCACUAGUAACGCUUUCCUUUGCUUUGUGUAUACUGGGCCGAAGAGCUUUGGGAACUGCAUCUCACAACAUGGCCAUCAGCUUAGACUCCUUUCUGUACGGCCUCCACGCGCUGUUCAAAGGGGACUUCCGGAUAGCGGCGAAGGACGAGUGGGUCUUCGCAGACAUGGAUCUGUUGCAUAAGGUGGUUGCCCCAGCAAUCCGCAUGUCUCUGAAGCUCCAUCAGGACCAGUUCACCUGCCCGGAUGAGUAUGAGGACCCAGCAGUAUUGUAUGAAGCAAUCCAAUCUUUUGAAGAAAAGGUCGUGAUCUGCCAUGAAGGGGACCCAGCCUGGCGCAGUGCUGUCCUCUCCAACAGAGAAGAGCUGCUGACCCUGAGGCACGUGGUAGAUGAAGGAGCGGAUGAAUAUAAAGUUAUCAUGCUCCACAAAAGCUACUUGAGCUUCAAGGUUAUAAAGGUCAACAAGGAGUGUGUCAGAGGACUGUGGGCUGGGCAGCAGCAGGAGCUGAUUUUCUUGCGCAAUCGUAACCCGGAGAGAGGAAGCAUCCAGAACAAUAAACAGGUCUUGCGGAACUUAAUUAAUUCUUCAUGUGACCAGCCACUGGGAUAUCCAAUGUACGUUUCCCCUUUAACCACCUCGUACCUUGGGACACACAACCAACUGAGGAACAUCUGGGGGGGACCAGUCAGUUUGGACAACAUUAAAAAGUGGUUCAGAUCCAAAUGGUUAAGGAUGCGUAAGGACUGCCAUGCAGCUCACCAUGACAGAGGCAACGUUGAAGAAGCGGAUACUGGAGGAGGGUCUGGCAGCAACUCCACAGGUAACUCAAGCCAGAGCAGCAGCUCGCAGCACACCAGAGAUGGAACCCCUCAGCUGCAGCCUUCAUCGCAAGAGGCCCACCAGCGUGCAGGCAGGAGGAAACACAGGAGUCAGUCUGUCCAGGCACACACUGCCUUAAACCAAAGGCCCCCUGUUUCAAGUCACUCUGGACCAAUCGCAGAAAGCCGCCAGCCUUUCAUCCAGACAUCUACAUCUGCCCACGAAAUCGCCCAAAGGCUCUCAGGCAGCCAGCUGUCGUUCCACAACUCGGCGACGUCUGUGUUUUCUCAGCCCCCAGCCGUUCCCGCUGCUGGCCAGCUGACUGUGCAGGACCGAGCUGCUGCGAUGCUCAGGUCCAGUCUGGCCUCGUCCACCAGCUCCACUCUCAGCCUGCUGUUCGGCAAGAGGAGUUUUUCAAGUGCUUUGGUGAUUUCUGGGCUCUCAGCUGCAGAUGGAGGUAACACCAGUGACACCCAGUCGUCCAGCAGCAUGAACAUCGCCAUGGGUCCAUCUGCUAGAGCCGCAAGUCAGGCUACUCGGCAGCUCACCGAGACCUGCGAUGCGACCGACGCUACAGAAUCUAAACCGCGGCGAGAGCAAGGGCUGUCCCAUGCCAUACUCGUGAGUCAGACCCUGGAGUGCCGAAGGGCCAGCCAAGAAGACAUGGCCCUGGAAGACACGGCCUCUCAGCAAAGCCUGUCUGAGGAGCAGUAAGGAUGAUUGGUAGCGCAAGGGUCACACGUUUCUCAAAAUUCAAGACAGAGUUAAGUCAGGGAGCUGCAGGUGGGUUUAUGUUCUUUCAAAUUUAACACGCAACCUCCAGCCGUUUAUUUUUCUAACUUUUAAGCUAGAAUAUGACAGGGCACGUGUUCUUCAGCUACAGGCCUUGGCAUGGGUAGGGUUGGAAGAUGUCCUGAAAAUCAUGGUGCCGCUUCAUCUCAGGUUCUUGUAAAUCCUAGAAACACGAACACAACCUGUGUGACGUUCCUGCCCCUGCAGAGGUGUUGGCACACUAAUGGUGACAAAAUAAAGCGUAACAGGUGGUGAACGAGUGAAUACAAUGGGAGAUACUGACACAGCUUAGCGAAAAGCACACAAGACAUCUUUCCUGCCAUAGCUAGACAGCUGAUUGCAUGCAAACUAAUUGGCAUUUGAUAUAUAAUGUAUAACAAAAGGCAAUUUUGAACAGAAGCAGUGAACACGUAAAAGGACAGUACAACGUGUACUGUAGUAUUAGAGAUAAAUCUGAUCUGAUUUUUUUCCCCCAACAGCAAAUCUCUUUAUUUUCCUCUAACACGUUAUGCAGGUGGUAAUUAGCAACAUAGCAUCACACAGACUGAUAUACUGCAUGCAGCUAUACUGAAACAUUGUGUGAACGAACCUUGCUAAACACAUUAACAAAAGUCCAGCGCAAGAAAGAAAGUAGCCAGUGCAUGGGAAGCCUUCACAAAGCAUAUGGUGCACCUUAUUUGCGAAGAAAGCAGCUCUGUAUAAACAGCUGCUCUUAGGUAGAGUCUCAUGCUCCUGUUCGGUUUACAACAGUGUUUCUCAAAUUCCAGGCAACCAGCCCUCCUGGGAGACGCAAAAGGGCCCAGGAGAGUUCUCCCCGAGGACAGCAAAGUGCAAAGCAGUCUGUAAUUACUGUCUGCGUUUGUAUUGGGCAGGGAACAACUCGAUGCCUUUAAUUGGUGGACACAGCUCAGUGUCCAUAAACACAUGUACACAGUAAUUACACAGCACUCUGAUUUCCCUCCCCCAGAGAAAUUGAGCUGCUGCCAGUUUAACAGUUGCAUAAAGGCAGACGAAGCAAAAGGAGACUGUGCUCUCACAAAAGUUUGAGAAACACUGAUUUACAGGAAUGCAUGACUAUUUCGGAAGCCAAAAGGCUACAACAAAUCCUUAAUGUAAUAUAGAGCAUAAACACACGCGCGUUCUCUCUCUUUUUUUUUUUUAAUUAAAAAAUUUGCAGCUAUCUGUGUCUCGCUAUCCCUCUUCACUGUAACUACCACAGAUCGUUUCGACUUCUCCUCACGCUGAUGUGCAGCCAGGCUGUGGCGUCCCAAUUAACAGGGAAGAUUUACCAAGAGAUGCCAGCUAUUGGCAUUAGAUAAUACACUGUUGCAUUCUGAGCUUCCUCGUGUGCCACACUUGAGAUUACAAGUAGGAGAACCAAACAACAGCGAGUGAAAAUAAAACCGUCCACGUAUGCUUUGUGUGGCAGCAGUU